AACUCUGUCAGGCUUUUCUAAAACAUGGCGGACGCGGUAAGCUGACGAAAGUUGUGGAAUUACGACUUCGAGACACAUCCACCCCGCAAGUUAUCAGGACCUACUAUGAAAAAGUCGACGUCAGGUGUUCAUGCAGACAUGAAAUACAAUCUAUCUCUCUGUGGCAGCGGCUUUCUCGGGAUAUAUCACCUGGGGGUGGCCUCGUGUUUGGUCAACCAUGGGCAGACUCUUCUCUCAAAAGUCGACACCAUUGCCGGGGCAUCAGCAGGAUCACUGACAGCCGCCAUUCUUGUUAUUUCAAAAGAUAAAGUGCCAGAAUCUGUCGAAUUCACGAAGAACCUGGCGAAGGAGAUCCGGUCGAAGCCAUUUGGGGUGCUGACCCCACGCUACAGCCUCCUGAAGACUGUGGAGAAGUUCCUGGAGAGGACGCUGCCACAGGACGCCCACAAGACCGCAUCAGGGAAACUGUUCAUCUCACUCACCAAUGUGGACACGAAGAAGAACGAGAUCAUGUCCACGUUUGACAGCAGGGAUGAACUCAUCAAGGCCCUGAUUGCUAGUAGCUAUAUCCCCGGAUAUGCAGGACUUAAGCCCCCCAAGAUCAAGGGGCAUAGAUACAUCGAUGGUGGUGUCACCAACAACCUCCCAUCUCUCCGUGGCACAGCAAGGAACAUCACCGUGUCACCAUUUUCGGGUCGUCAAGACAUCUGCCCCCAUGACAAGGCGGGGAAGGGAAUGUUCUUCCGUCACAGUAAACAAGACUUUCAAGUGAACUUCAACAACCUUGUGCGUGUCACACAUGCUUUGUUUCCCCCAAAACAGAAAACCCUGGCACAGUAUUUUGAAAUGGGAGAGAGGGAUGCAAGUCGGUUUCUGAGAAGAGAAGGUUUGUACGACGCUCCCAAACCUCAGCCAGUCUACAAGAAGGUCACUCAAUAUGAGUCUACUGUAUAAUGGCCUGUUAUCUUGUCAUGUAUUUUUACAGAUUUCUUCUCAAGGUAACAAGCAGUGUAAGGCACAGAAGUAGGUUCUGCAGACUAAGGAGUUACCUCCCCUUCCUAAGCCAGGAUCUGCCAGUCAGAGGUUUUAUGACAUAUAAGCAACAACUGAGAUAUUAACAUCCUGCUUGUCAUCACCGGAGUAUGUAUAGCUUUGGGGGUUCCUCCCACUUUGUGCCAGGAAUCACAAACAAAUGCACCUGCUCUCUGUACAGUGCUGAGCUGCUACAGACAUGGUAACAAUGUCUUCAGUUUCUGUUACGAUAGUUGUGAAAUGUAACAAUAUUUCUGGUCACAGAUCCUCAUUUGCAUUCAAAGUUAGUCUCAUUGAUA
Messenger RNA from Haliotis rubra (blacklip abalone), 1331 nucleotides. RefSeq names its product patatin-like phospholipase domain-containing protein 4. NCBI's taxonomy places the organism in Eukaryota, Metazoa, Mollusca, Gastropoda, Lepetellida, Haliotidae. The transcript has 5 exons. Gene Ontology annotation, molecular function: triacylglycerol lipase activity. The record is from RefSeq and is a predicted model, not a curated record. Bases 106 to 954 code for a protein of 282 amino acids. Gene Ontology annotation, biological process: lipid homeostasis; triglyceride catabolic process. Gene Ontology annotation, cellular component: membrane; cytoplasm; lipid droplet.